Molecule: messenger RNA, 2183 nt
Organism: Protopterus annectens (West African lungfish)
Lineage: Eukaryota; Metazoa; Chordata; Ceratodontiformes; Protopteridae
Gene: HOXA1
Product: homeobox A1
Exons: 2
Coding region: 9-992 (327 amino acids)
Biological process (GO): regulation of transcription by RNA polymerase II
Cellular component (GO): nucleus
Molecular function (GO): RNA polymerase II cis-regulatory region sequence-specific DNA binding; DNA-binding transcription factor activity, RNA polymerase II-specific
Source: RefSeq, a predicted model, not a curated record
AUUUCUAGAUGUACAAUGCAAAAAUGAGCUCCUUUCUAGACUACCCUAUACUUAGCGGAGAAACUGGAGCAUGUUCUUCAAGAACGUACCUCCCAGAUCACGGAAUUACAACUUUUCAGCCUUGCGCUGUAACUGCCAGUAGCUGCAGCGAUGAUGAUCGUUACGCUGUUGGUAGAAGCGUUCAGGUGGGUCAUCCCCUUCAUCAUCAACAUCAUCAAGGUGGUGGCUAUCAACACCACGGCAACCUUGGCAUUUCGUACACUGCACUUUCCAGCUGUGGCUCUGGGUAUGGGUCGCAGGGGUUUAGCACAGGUUACCAAUACUCAUUAAAUCAGGAAGCAGAUGCCACUGGAGGAUAUUCUCACUGUGCACCCGCUGUCUUCUCUGGGAAUAUUUCAGCUUCUGUCGGUCAGCCCCAUCACAACCAGCAAGGCUAUGGAUCACGGACAAUGAGUACAGCCCAAUACAUCCAUCAUUCCUUCAGCCCAGAACAACAGAAUCUCACCCUAACUACCUGUAGUAACCAGAUACAGGCCCCUCUACAUGUCAGUCAUCAGGAACCGUGUCGUUCCCCCACAGAAGGCUCACCCCCAUCACAGACUUUUGACUGGAUGAAAAUUAAAAGAAACCCUCCAAAAACAGGAAAAGCGGGCGAAUAUGGGUACGCAGGACAUCCCAAUACAGUCCGAACAAAUUUUACCACCAAACAGCUGACCGAAUUGGAAAAAGAAUUUCAUUUCAACAAGUACCUGACUCGUGCAAGAAGGGUAGAAAUCGCGGCUGCUCUGCAACUGAAUGAAACUCAGGUAAAAAUAUGGUUUCAAAACCGUAGAAUGAAACAGAAGAAAAGAGAAAAGGAGGGUCUGGUGCUCAUUUCUCCCACAGCCUCCACAGAGAACGAACCGAAAACAGAAGAUUUGUCUGAAAAAUCUGGCAUGUCUACCCCUUCACCAGCUUCAUCUGCCUCCGAUACUGCCAAUUUGUCAAACUGAUUUCAGGAGAAAGACAAAAAAAGAUCAUAUAAAUCCAACAAUUCUGCUGAACUAACUGGAUAUAGCUGUAAGAAUUGUUUCAGUCAAGACAGCCUGCUUGUCAGUCAGCUUAGUACAGGGGCUCGAGUAAGCAUAUAAACUGCUAACAAGACUGUAUUUUGUAUAUUGACUUACAGAAUUUUCGCCAUCUUCAUACAGUGUAAAUCUGAACAAAUACAGUUAAGAGUUUCAAGGUCACCCAAGAAAAAAAGGCACUUGUGGCUAACAGGUUUACCUGUUUAACAAGUGAAGGCCAAGAAUGAAGUAGUUUCCCCUUGCAGUCCUACGACUUCUGAAUGCUUAGAACUUGUAUACAUUGUACUUACUCGAGCUAUUUAUUUUCGAUUGUGCCACAGCUUUGUUCCAACUCCUUGUGCUCUUUGGGCACAUAUGACUUAAAUAAGCACCUUUUUGUUCCAAACCUAUUACAUCAAGAUAAGGAAGUCGAGAAAUUUCCAAAAAUGCACUAUAAAACUGUUUACACAAUCUCCUAGGGUUGACUUAAUGUAAUCAGUCAGCACAUGUGAUAAUCCUACCUAGCUGUAAAUAAUUUAUGAAAGAGUUCAAAUGUACUUUUUAUGUGACUAAAGGGCAAAAUUAUAUGUGUUAUAUAGGAUAUUUUAUAAGUAAAUGCUGCUAUCCAGUUGUAAAGUUGGUGCCCUUUUCUGUAAACUGCACACACAACAAAAGAGACUGUUGACUUUUUUUUCAGAUAAACAAGUCAGAAUUUGCACUAGUUUUAAAUAUAUUCUAGCUUUAUGUAAAUUUGGAGUAAAUCAACGUACCUCACCAGUUCACAGCCCUUGACAAACGCUUUAGUUUACAGGGUCGUCAACCCCUUCUUAUUUUUAUAAUGCUAAUUGUUUAUAAAAAAAUACCUUGGCUGCUUUUUCAAGUCCUGCAUCAAAUAUGAAAACGUCUUAAUGUCAAUUAUUUGGAAUGUGUGUAUGAAACUACUGGUUCUUUGGAAGUCUGCAUGGAGCACACUGAUUUGAUGUUUAUUGCUCACUGUACACUGAGUUCUAUCAGUAUAUUUGUGGCACAAUAGCAUUUUGCACAGUCAUUGACAGUUUAGAGGUUCUGGCGAAGACAGAGUCUGUGACCAGGUUUACGGGUGUUAUUGUCUAAAAUAAAUAUGAUUUUGCUUCUGCA